CCCGCCCGGCGGUCCCCCAGCCGCACGCCCCGGGGCCGACUUCCGCCCGCGCAGCUUCCCCUCGCGGGUUUCGGGAAGUGCCCUCCCUUCCCCUCCCGAGCGCCCCGUGCCUCCGGCCCUGCGCUGCAGCCUCCCGCCGAGCUGCUCCCCAGCUUGGCGCGCCCGGGCUCUGGGGACCCCCCCCCCGGGACCCCCCGCUCUCGGGUUGGGCCAUGGCGGCAGAUGCCGUGAGUGAGGUGGGGGCCAUGGCGGAGGAGCGGCCCCCCCGGCUGGUGGAUUACUUCGUGGUGGCUGGGCUUGCAGGGAACGGAGCACCCAUCCCGGAGGAGACUUGUGUCCCCGAAUCUAGUGGGCCCCUGCGUGCUCCCCGGCCAGCAGAUCCCAUCACGGACGUGGCAGUCAUUGCCAGGGCGCUGGGCGAGGAGGUGCCACAGGGCUACACCUGCAUCCAGGCCUCGGCCGGGGGCCACCCCUUGGAACUCAGUGCUGGCCUCCUGGGGGGAACUCAGCCCGUCAUCUGCUACCGCAGGGGCCGUGACAAGCCCCCCCUCGUUGAGCUGGGGGUCCUGUAUGAAGGGAAGGAACGACCCAAGCCUGGCUUCCAGGUGCUGGACACGACCCCGUACAGCCACUCGGCCAACCUGGCCCCUCCCGGCCCUGGGCACCCCCGCACCUACCUCACUUGCCGGCGGGCAGCAGAGGGGGCGGGGCUCCAUGCUCUGGGCAUCACUGACCUGUGCCUGGUGCUGCCCAGCAGGGGCGAGGGCACGCCUCAUACGUACUGCCGACUGGCCCGCAGCCUCAACCCUGGCAUGUGGGGCCCAGCGGUGUACCUGUGCUACAAGGUGGGCCUGGCCAAGGCCAACACGCUGGUAUACGAGGCAGAGCUGCUGGGUCGCUACCCAGAGGAGGACAACGAGGCGUUCCCACUGCCCGAGUCUGUGCCCGUCUUCUGCCUGCCCAUGGGAGCCACUGUUGAGUGCUGGCCUGCCCAGACCAAGUACCCCGUGCCCGUCUUCUCCACCUUCGUGCUCACGGGCGCGGCGGGUGACAAGGUGUACGGCGCCGCCCUGCAGUUCUACGAGGCCUUCCCGAGGGCCCGGCUGUCGGAGCGCCAGGCGCGGGCUCUGGGCCUGCUGAGCGCGGUGGAGCGGGGCCGGCCGCUGGGGGGCCGGGCGGUGCGCAGCCGCCGCGCCAUCGCCGUGCUGUCGCGCUGGCCCGCCUUCCCCGCCUUCCGCGCCUUCCUCACCUUCCUCUACCGCUACUCCGUCUCGGGCCCCCACCGCCUGCCCCUGGAAGCCCCUGUCACCCGCCGGGCCCGUGCGCACGUCCUUCACAACGUGCCCUUCCCUUCCCCACAGAGACCCCGCAUCCUGGUGCAGAUGUCUCCCUAUGACAACCUGCUCCUCUGCCAGCCCGUAUCCUCACCCCUGCCCCUCAGUGGUGCAAGCUUCCUGCAGCUGCUGCAAAGCCUGGGCCCUGAGCUGGCCAUCACGCUGCUGCUGGCCGUGCUCACAGAGCACAAGCUCCUGGUCCAUUCACUGCGGCCAGACCUACUCACCAGCGUCUGCGAGGCCCUGGUCUCCAUGACCUUCCCACUGCACUGGCAGUGCCCCUACAUCCCGCUGUGCCCGCUGGUGCUGGCAGAUGUGCUGAGCGCCCCCGUGCCCUUCAUCGUGGGGAUCCACUCUAGCUACUUCGAUCUGCAUGACCCACCUGCUGACGUCAUCUGUGUCGAUCUUGACACCAACACGCUCUUCCAGACCGAGGAGAAGAAGCCCCUGUCCCCUCGGACCCUGCCCCGCAAGCCCUACAAGGUUCUGCUGGCCACCCUGACAAGCCUGUACCAGCAGCUGGACCAGACAUACACUGGGCCUGAGGAGGAGGCGUCCUUGGAGUUCCUGCUGACGGACUACGAGGCAGUGUGCGGGCGCCGGGCACGGCUGGAGCGUGAGGUCCAGGGAGCCUUCCUCCGCUUCAUGGCCUGUCUGCUCAAGGGCUACCGGGACUUCCUGCGCCCGCUCACCCAGGCCCCCUCCGAGGGGGCUCGGGAUGUCGACAACCUCUUUUUCCUGCAGGGCUUCCUCAGAUCCCGGGAGCGCUCCAGCCACAAGCUGUACUGCCAGCUGCUGCGCACACAGAUGUUCUCGCAGUUCAUCGAGGAGUGCUCCUUCGGCUCCGCUCGGCACGCUGCCCUUGAGUUCUUCGACUCCUGCGUCGACAAGGUCCACCCAGAGCAGGAGAAGCCUGAGCUGACGCCCUUGGUGGAGCUGGAGGAGCUGUCCGGGAGUGAGCUCACGGUCUUCAUCACACCCCCCGAGGAGCCUGCAGCGCCAGAGGGCGGCGAACCGCCCCCACAGUACUGCUACGACGGGUUCCCAGAGCUGCGGCCUGAGCUGUUCGAGUCCCUGCGGGAGCAGCCCGGGGCGCUUCCCGUGCCCGGCCCAGCCCGUAGCGCGCCCAGCAGCCCUGCCCCUCGCCGGACCAAACAGGAGAUGAAGGUGGCCCAGCGGACAGCGCAGAAGUCAGCAGCCGUGCCGGAGCUGUGGGCCCGGUGCCUGCUGGGACACUGCUACGGACUGUGGUUCCUGUGUCUGCCAGCCUAUGUGCGCUCGGCGCCCUCCCGCGUACAGGCCCUGCACACGGCCUACCACGUGCUGCGCCAGAUGGAGAGCCGCAAGGUGGUGCUGCCUGAUGAGGUGUGUUACCGGGUGCUGAUGCAGCUGUGCUCCCAUUACGGACAGCCUGUGCUGUCCGUGCGAGUCAUGCUGGAGAUGAGGCGGGCGGGUGUCGUGCCCAACACCAUCACCUACGGCUACUACAACAAGGCCGUGCUGGAAAGCAAGUGGCUGUCGGGUACACCAGGUGGGCGCCUGCGCUGGGCCAAGCUCCGGAACGUUGUCCUGGGGGCUGCUCAGUUCCGCCAGCCCUUGAGAGAACGGCGGCGGCGGCAGCAGCAGGAGCAGGAGGCGGCCGCACAAGAGGCUGGCAUCGGCCGGACAGAGCCCUGCCUGGAACGGCCCUCCCCCACCCGCCCACUUCAGCGCCAGACCACCUGGGCCGGUCGAAGUUUCCGGGACCUGGCUUCCCCCGCGGGGCGCCUGGUGAAAAGCGGCAGUCUGGGCAGUGCCCGCGGGGCGCAGCCCACCGUGGAGGCUGGCGUGGCCCACAUGAUAGAGGCCGUGGGGGUGCUGGAGCCCCGGGGUUCCCCUGUCCCCUGGCGCGAUGGGAGCCUCUCGGACCUGAGCCUGACUGGUGAGGAACCGGCCCCUGGAGGCAGCCCAGAGGACUCGGGCUCAGCUCUGAGUGCCCAGUCAGCGGAAGCCCUGGAGGGGCUGAGCGGGCGGGCGCCCAAGGCUGGCGGGAGUCAGGAGGAGGCCAGCACCCCACGACGAGGGCUGGGCGCCCGCCUACAGCAACUGCUCACUCCUUCCCGCCGCUCCCCUGCCUCUCGCACUACGCCCCCUGAGCUGCCCCCUGAGCUGCCGCCUCCGGCCCGCCGCAGCCCGAUGGACAGUCUCCUGCGCCCCCGGGAGCGGCCUGGAUCCACCGCGUCCGAGAGCUCCGCCUCUCUGGACAGCGAGUGGGACCUCUCCGAGCCUUCCAUCAGCAGCCUGGGCCUGCGUCGGUCCUCGGAGCGCCUCAGCGACACCCCUGGGUCCUCGCAGCCACCUUCCCUGGAAAUCCUGCUUUCCAGCUGCUCCUUGUGCCGCGCCUGUGACUCGCUGGUGUACGAUGAGGAGAUCAUGGCUGGCUGGGCGCCCGACGACUCCAACCUCAACACAGUGUGCCCCUUCUGUGCCUGCCCCUUUGUGCCCCUGCUCAGCGUCCAAACCCUUGACUCCCGACCCAGUGCCCCCAGCCCCAAGCCUGUCCCUGCUGGUGCCAGUAGCAGCAAAGAUGCUCCCGUCCCUGGGGGCCCAGGCCCCGUGCUCAGUGACCGCAGGCUCUGCCUUGCCCUGGAUGAGCCCCAGCUGUGCAACGGGCACACAGGGGCUGCCUCCCGGCGGGUCGAUGGGGGUGCCUGGGCGUACCUGAGUCCCCUGGUGCUUCGUAAGGAACUGGAGUCGCUGGUGGAAAAUGAGGGCAGUGAGGUGCUGGCCUUGCCUGAGCUGCCUGCUGCCCAUCCCAUUAUCUUCUGGAACCUUCUGUGGUAUUUCCAGCGGCUGCGUCUGCCCAGUAUUCUGCCAUGCCUGGUGCUGGCCUCCUGUGAUGGCCCCCCACCUUUGCAGGCCCCGCCUCCCUGGCUGACGCCCGACCCAGCGGCUGUGCAGGUGCGGCUGCUGUGGGACGUCCUGACCCCCGAUCCCAGCAGCUGCCCACCUCUCUACGUGCUCUGGAGGGUCCACAGCCAGAUCCCGCAGCGGGUGGUAUGGCCCGGCCCCAUCCCUGCAGCCCUCGGCCUGGAGCUGCUGGAGGCCGUGUUGCGCCACGUGGGUCUCAAUGAGGUGCAUAAGGCUGUGGGGCUCCUGCUGGAGACUUUAGGACCGCCUCCCAGUGGUCUGCACUUGCAGAGGGGCAUCUACCGUGAGAUCUUAUUCCUGACAAUGGCUGCUCUGGGCAAGGACCAUGUGGACAUCGGGGCCUUUGACAAGAAGUAUAAGUCCGCCUUUAACAAGCUGGCCAGCAGCAUGGGCAAGGAGGAGCUGAGGCAGCGACGGGCACAGAUGCCCACCCCAAAGGCCAUUGAUUGUCGCAAGUGUUUUGGAGCACCUCUGGAAUGCUAGGGACCCUUAAGCUCUCCUCUCCAGCCUGGGGUGGGGAGGUGAGGGAGAACGGAUUCUAGAGAUACCCUGCUUUCCUACUCCUUUUGUAGAGGAGUUGGGACCGGGCUGGGAAGCAGGCCCAGCCUUAGGCUCCGAAUGUGGGCAGCAAGAAGAGGGACCCACUGUUAGCAAAAGUCAUAGUCCCCCUAUCUCCAGCCUGCCCAGUAUGCUCAUGCUGAUAUUGUAUGAGGCCUGGCGGGAGUUGGCACAGCUCUGUUUCUCUCCAGGUUAUACCAGGAACUCUCCUCCAGGGUACCCACCGAUCUGCACUGCCCUGGACAUUAUCUAAGUUUUUGUUUUAAAAAACAACUGGAAAGGUACAGAGCUACUGAGCCUUUGCCCUGAAUGAGAGGGAGGGAUGUCAUUCUCCGCUAGUGAUGGUCCUUCCUCCUUGGAACUGCUGAAGUAGCCCAAAGCUCUCCGUCAGAUCUUCCCACCUUAGUGUUUGCGUUUUCAGUUAUUUAUUCUGGAACCACCGCUCCUUGCUUAUGAGGUUCCUAGGGAUGAUGAAAAAGAAGGGAAGCGGGGCACCAUGGUUCAGUGGUUCAUAGCUCCUAUAAAGUCAGGAGAGAGCUAGAGGAGCCCCAUACUCCCCUCAGGAACAGCCAGGCCUGUCCAGUCCUAACCCUUCCCAUCUCCUCUGCUGUGGGGAAUGCCUCGCCCGCCCAGGGCCCUGGCUGCGCAGUAAGGAUUGUUCCUUGCGAAGUUUUGUUGGAUGUAAAUAGAGUAAAAGCUGCUUGUCUUUUUC
Messenger RNA from Enhydra lutris kenyoni (northern sea otter), 5514 nucleotides. Its product is annotated as DENN domain containing 4B. Bases 213 to 4727 code for a protein of 1504 amino acids. Gene Ontology annotation, molecular function: protein binding. The transcript is spliced from 28 exons. Lineage: Eukaryota; Metazoa; Chordata; Mammalia; Carnivora; Mustelidae. Gene Ontology annotation, cellular component: cytoplasmic vesicle. Gene Ontology annotation, biological process: regulation of Rab protein signal transduction. The record is from RefSeq and is a predicted model, not a curated record.